Penicillium nucicola is the source of this 732-nucleotide messenger RNA. RefSeq lists its product as uncharacterized. The transcript has a single exon. The record is from RefSeq and is a predicted model, not a curated record. NCBI's taxonomy places the organism in Eukaryota, Fungi, Ascomycota, Eurotiomycetes, Eurotiales, Aspergillaceae. Bases 1 to 732 code for a protein of 243 amino acids.
AUGCCGAAGAAUCACCGAAAGGCUGCUCCCGUUCGUUGGGGAUCAGGCAAUAUCAGUCACAUAGUUUUGGCUUUAAGCAGAGGCGUUGGCAGAUGCAUCAGCGGAGGCGCUAGCAUUACCAGAGGCGUCAGCCGACGCAUUGGCAUUAGCAGAAGCAUUGGCGGAAGCAUUGGCGGAAGCAUUGGCGGAAGCAUUGGCGGAGGCUUGAGCUUCGGCAGAAGCCUGAGCCGAAGCCGAACCGCUAAGAGAGCCGCUUGCACCGCCAGUGGUACCAGUAGGACCGGGGAGAGCGAAGCUGAUGCUGGUGCUCCAGCUAGUUUCCUGGGGAGAAGUGCCAGUGCCGGAUCCAGCGCCUACGCCGCCAGAGACACUUGUGCCAGACGAACCAGAUCCGGAACCGCUAACACCAGCGGAGCCGCUGCCAGAAACGCCAGCCCCAGAAGAACCCGAGUCGGAAGAAUCGGAGGGUGCGGUGCUAGACUCGGGGAUGUUGCGCCAGUAGAACUCGCGCCGGAGGAACCGGAGCCAGAAGCUUCACCAGAGGCACCGCCGCUAGCAGAUCCAGAUCCAGAUCCAGAGACAUCGCCAGAGGCACCACCAGAAGCGCUACCAGAGCCACCAAGGCCGGCGGAACCGGAAGUGCUAGCACCAAGGGAACCAGUUCCAGAAGCACCGCCGGAGGCACUUCCAGACCCGCCAAUUGCAGAGACAUCAGAGGCGCCAGCGCCUUGA